This is a messenger RNA of Hymenoscyphus albidus, 2249 nucleotides long. The record is from the annotation of a GenBank genome assembly. Lineage: Eukaryota; Fungi; Ascomycota; Leotiomycetes; Helotiales; Helotiaceae.
CCGUAACACCUCUUGCCCUUCAGGCCUCAAUACAACAAUGCGCGGACCUUAGAAUACGCUCUCUGUAUGCGCAUUCUAUCCUUCAGAUACUUGCGACGACUAAUGAAUCGCUUUGGAGACCGUACGACAUGACCUCGCCACCGCCAGAGGAAGAAAAGGUCGCGGACGAGCAUGACACCCUUAGGUAUUCUCUUCUAGGGCCUUCUCUCACAAAGUCCGGACAAGACAAUGUAGAUCAGCAAAAGGUGUCGGAAAUAAUAUACAACGCGUCGAAAGGGUCAAAGUACUUUGAAAACGAGAAAUCAAGGUAAAAUGUGACGGGUUGGUCCUCAUUCAGUGCUUACUGACUCAACCGUCUUCCAGAGACAAAAACCUGACCCAGAAAAUCGAGCGUAUCCUCUCUACAAAGAAACAACUGGAGAAACUAGACCUCGCAAGCGACCGUCGAAAAGCAGACGAUUUUAUUGCCGAACUCGAGCUUACUCGCGAUCUAUCCCAAACAAUCGUUCAUAUUGAUUGCGAUGCUUUUUUCGCAGCUGUCGAAGAGCUGGACCGUCCGGAGUUGAAGGACCUACCGUUUGCUGUUGGAAAGGGAGUUCUUACAACCUGUAACUACCAUGCUAGGAAAUUUGGCUGCCGGAGUGGGAUGGCGGGGUUUGUGGCGAAGAAGUUGUGUCCACAGCUGAUACAAAUACCCUUGAAUUUUGACAAAUAUACUUCAAAGGCACAGGAGAUUCGUGAACUGAUUGUGGACUACGAUCCAAGAUUCGAGAGUGCCAGCAUUGAUGAGGCCUAUCUGAAUAUCACGGAAUAUUGCCAGAAGAACGAUAUCUCCCCUGAGGAGGCUGUUGAGCAAUUGAGAAGGGAAGUUCAUGAAAAGACAAAAAUCACCAUAUCGGCUGGAAUUGCGGCAAAUGCCAAGCUGGCGAAGAUCUGUUCUAAUUUGAAUAAACCCAACGGACAGUUCAUUCUUCCAAGUAAGCGGCCUGCGAUCAUGGCAUUCAUGCGAGAUCUCCCAACCAGAAAGGUAAAUGGAAUUGGACGAGUCUUCGAAAGAGAACUAGAUGCGAUUGGGGUCAAGACAUGUGGAGAUAUUUACACCUACCGCCAAUUUAUUUCAAAGUUGUUUGGUGAAAAGGCUUUUGCUUUCCUGAUGCAAUGUUACCUUGGCCUAGGUCGAACCUCAGUCCAACCAGCUGAAGAAUAUGAGCGAAAGAGUGUUGGCACGGAAAGUACCUUUGGAGAAAUGAGUGACCCUACUCAGCUUCGAGAAAAGCUUCGCGCCACAGCCGAGGAAUUGGAAAAGGACAUGAUUCGAACACAAUUCAAAGGUCGAACUUUGUGCCUGAAAAUCAAACUCCAUACCUACGAGGUCUUUACUCGUCAAACAAUUCCCCCAAAAGCAGUCUACCUUGCCGACGACAUCUAUAAAUUCGCCCUUCCUAUGCUAUCAAAGCUUGAACAUGAAUUCCCAGGUAUGAAGUUAAGGCUUCUAGGAUUGAGAUGCACCCAUCUCGCUAGUAUGAAGAAACCAGAUACGAUGGCUUUUUUUGGCUUCAAAAAGCGUCCAACACCCGAUUCUCCGGAGGUGGGAGAAACAAUGUCGCCGCCCCCGAAACGAAAAGUAGAACUCUUAUCGAAUACUACCGAAGAAGAGGAGGAACAAUGGCAAAAAUGGCCUGACGAGCUCCUAUUCGAAGAUGCUGAACGUCAAGAACGAGAAGACGAGUAUCAGGAGCUGGAGUUCCUCAGUCAAGAAAUCGACAAGAGGCGCCAUCACGGGAAAGAGAUACUCCCUAAUCCCACACCCAAGAAAGUGUUGGAAGAGAAAGAGAGUAGGGAAGAGAGUAUUGAGGAGGAAUGGUGGGAUUGUCCGAUUUGCAAUAGGCCCCAGGCACAGGAUGAGAGGAGUUUUAAUGAGCAUAUUGAUUUAUGUCUGUCCAGACAGACUAUUAGGGAUGCGGUGCAAGAAAGUGCUGAUAACGACAGAGCGAGGGUGGUGGUUAGAGAAGCGACACCCACAAAUAAAAGGAGGACUAGGAACGAGAAGAGGGACAAAUCUGGGAAAGUGGGGGAUCCUAAGCAAAGGCGUUUGUUCUUUGGGUAGCGAGUGGAUGAUGGUUGUAUUUAUGAUUUGGUGCAUUUUCAGGUUUGCAUAGGGAUCGGAGUACUUGAACAAGACAUUCGGCAUAGGGUAUUGUAAGGCGUUUGGAGGGAUCAGUAGGAUAGAAGUUAAAAACCAAGAGCCC